Equus caballus (horse) is the source of this 8310-nucleotide messenger RNA. It is a transcript of the gene AKAP17B, whose product is annotated as A-kinase anchoring protein 17B. Gene Ontology annotation, molecular function: RNA binding. Lineage: Eukaryota; Metazoa; Chordata; Mammalia; Perissodactyla; Equidae. The record is from RefSeq and is a predicted model, not a curated record.
UGCUUGGCAAGAGCCCACCGAGGGGAGCGGGCGGGCAGGCGGGCGAACCCGCAGCCGGGAGCCAGAAGGCCGGAGCCAGGAGGCAGCUGCGGCGAGCGCGCCAGGGCCGCGGCGGGGCGAGGGGCGCGCGGGGCGUUGGCACUGGGGCGCGCGCCUGCGUCGGCGGCUUGGAUGCGGCGGAGACGCUUCUGCACCCCGCGCGCUCGACGCGAGCCAUUCAACAGCUGGCCUCGCGGGCCACAGUUGCAGCGAGCCGGUUGGAGCGUUAACGGUUGCGACUGCGGCUGCUGGAAAGAGGCGGCGGCGGCGGCGGCGGCGGCGGCGGCGGUGCUAGUCCAGCUGUCCCGGCGGAGACCCGAGUGGAGACUCAGAGGCUCCUUAGGCUCCCGACUCAGUUCUUUGAAGUUGACUCGUCACUGUAGCCCCCCGACUGUCAUAAACGGAGUGGUUGCUUGUGUUCCCUGGUCAGGAUGCCAUGAGACAGCGCUCCGGCAUGAAGAGUUCACAUGAAUUGUGGCUUCUCAUGUCUUUCGUCCCUUGAUCACAUUUCUGCCAUAAGCUUUCCUGCAGAUACCAUGACGGUCACGGUGGUGUAUGAUAAUUCUGAGGCAACAGAGCUCUGUGCAGCUCAGCACCUCUACCUCAAGCCCAUAGCAAAAUUGAUGAUCAACGUCUUACUCCCAGAGAGUACGGAACCUCUGAGGCCCUUCUCUAACUGGGAAGUUCUUGACCAGCUGAAGAGCCUGAUUUGCCCUGACCAGUUCACCACAGUUCGGCUCUCCAAGAGCACAAAGGACUUCAUCCUAUUCGAGGGUGAGGCUGAAACACGAAGUUUGGUUCAGAUCCUGAAGGCAAAGUUACAUGGGAAGAUCAUCAAGCUAAACGGUUUGAAAACAGACUUAAAAGUAGUGGCUACAGAUGCCCAGGGAGAGUGGGAACACUUCCCCAAGGAAAAGGAGGCCCCAUCGAGUGACGGGGCUGAGGAUCAGGACCAUGAUAAGAGCCCAGAUUCCAUAUAUUUCGAAGGCCUGCCCUGCAAGUGGUUUGCACCUAAAGGUUCCAGCGGAGAGAAGCCGUGUGAAGAGAUCCUUCGGGUAGUCUUUGAAAGUUUUGGGAAGAUCAAGAAUGUGGAUAUCCCUAUGCUUGACCCCUACAGAGAAGUGAUGACUGGUGGGAGCUUUGGGGGAUUUAGCUUCGGCUUGCAGACAUUCGAGGCCUUUAUCCAGUACCAAGAGUCCACUGACUUCAUAAAAGCCAUGGAGUCCCUUCGAGGAAUGAAGCUGAUGCUUAAAGGAGAUGAUGGGAAGGCUCUGGCAUGUAACAUUAAGGUUAUGUUUGACACAACCAAACACUUCAGUGAAGGAGCUAUAAGAAGGAGAAAUCAAGAAAGGCUAAAAUUACAAGAGCUAGAGGAAGAAAGGAAAAAAGAAAAGAAGAGAGAAGAGGAAGAGGCUGAAAGAAAAAGAAAAGAGGAGGAGAGGAAAGCCCAGGAAAAGAGGAAGAAGGCCAGGGUCAGGAGGCGAGCCCUGAAGGAAAGGGACAGACACCGGCAGAGGAAACAGAAGGACAGAGGCAAAGCUGAGGCGCCUCAGGAGCCUGACUCUUCCGAGGAGUGGGAGGCAAGGAAGUACCUGCUGGCUCAGAGGCGAGCGGAGGCCCUUCGGUUGCUGCGGGUACUCCUGAGGAAAAUUGCAGGAUCCACACAGUUUAAUCCACAAGAGGAAAACAUUGCAGGUUCCGAAGCUAAUCACAUGCUGGGGAACACAAUGAAAACUCUGAAGAAAGAAGGGUCAAAUGCUCGGUAUCUUCAAAAUCAGGAGGAAAUGCCAAAAUAUCAGGUUGCCAAGUCAGGCAGUAAACGAAAACAAAAAAUGAAGAAAAGAGCUAGGGCUCGCUUACGUAAAUCUUCCUACUACCUUGGGGAAAGAAAAAUAAGAUGUUCGGCUAGAAAAGCGAGAACCAGAAAAUUAUUAACCUUUGAAUACAAUCAUGGUUUUGUCUCUGACGAGGAUACCUUGCAGAUUACAUUGAUACGAGAUCAGUCUCUGGAGAAAGAAGACCACCACAGUUUUGAUAAAUCCUGUUCUUCCAGAUUAUCUGAGAGAGAACAUGGCAGGAAACAGAAAAUCUAUGAAACAGAUGAAUUUACUGACUAUCUACUAAACUAUUAUCAAUCUCCAAAAUAUGUCCGUAUCUGCUUAGAACCAAGUGACAUAACAAGCACAUGUCAGUGGCAGAGGGCUGUCUAUGCUAAGGGAAAUGGAUUUCAAAUCAAUUUGAGAAAACUUCAGUAUCACUCAACCAGUUGGAGCCAAAUGCAAAACCUGCAAAGGAGAGAACAGGUUCGAGAAGACGAUUACCAGACAAAGAUUUGUACUCAGGAUACUGAGCACAAACCACAAAAGAGAGGAAAAUUAGACUAUGCCAAAGAAUGUACUAAGGAACUUAAAAAUCGUUGCAAGGACACAGCCAAUGAAGCUGGUGAUCAGCUGCUCCCAACCGAUGGAAAAAGCCAUCUGUUGGAAAAGACCCAUGCUUACCAGGUCAAAGAUUCCAAAUCCACAAGUCAAAGCCAAGGUUCUUCACCCAAGAAGUCAGCAGACUUAUAUUUGGAGUUGACAGAUUUCUUAGAGGAUAUUAGUAGUGAUUCUGAAUGCUUCAGUGAAAUCUCCAGUGUAAACAAAGGGGAGAAACAGAAAUCUAUGGCCACAUAUGAUAGCUCCCCAGAAAAAGGAUCUCUUGAUGCUAAUGAAACCAUCAUUUGCAAUCAAGAAGAUAGGUCAUGUCAACAAACCUUGUAUUCAAAGCGGAAACGUGAUGGAGAAGAAAAAUACUCUAAAUACAAGCUUCAAAAACCAGGCCAAAGGUCCAAGAAUGAACUGAGAUAUUCAUGGCUUGAGGGUGAGAACAAUUCCAUUAGAGACUGUAGGAGCAACAACAAAAAGAGGGCAAUGCUAGCCCCCAAAUACUUAUUUGAUGAAGGCUACUACCGCCAAUCCAGUUCCAGUGGUUUAUUAGAUGACAUCACAAGAAAGAGGAGGAGAUUUAAUGAUAGUGCAUUUGACCAGAAAGUGAACUAUAGGCCCUCUUAUGUGCCAAUAAUGCCGUCAAGAGAUGCUAAUACUUUCUAUUUUGGAAGUUUUCCUAAAAGAAGAGAGACUUGGUGGAAGUCAGGAUAUAACCAGGUGGCAAAAAGGUUUACAAGACGUGAGAGUUCUCAAAAUUUCAUGCUGAAUUCUGAUACUUAUUAUAUUAGACAUUACAGUCAGGAGCAUGUUGACUAUGGAAGUUAUUUAAGAAACAGCUACACUAGUUCUGUAUAUUUUCAAAUGUUCUGAUGGUCUCUUGAGAGGUCAGGAACACCCUUAUUCACAAUAAGCAAUUUGCAAGAAGAAAAUUUAAAACCAAAUAUAGCUAUUAGUUAAUAACUACAGAGAAAGAGAGUGACAUUUAAAAGCUUGAGCAAGGUCAAAUACAAAACCUUGUUUCUCUUGCCAAAGUAUAAAGCCUAGAGAAAAAUGACUACAGGUGUCUUAGCGAGCUUUGGAAAUACAAAACAUACAGAUUCUGAAGCUUCGUACAACAAUGUGCUUGCAAAACUUCUUUAUCCAAGGACAGACGUUUCUAUAGGUUUCUACAGUUCAAUUGCAACUUUCAUUUGGUGCCAGCAAAGGAGCAAAUUAAGAGGCGUUGAGAUAGCCUUCUAUGGCUCUUUACCUGUCAUAAUGUUGUUUAGUACCAUUUAUCUUCAAAGGGGACAACAGUGAACAAAUAAGGAUCUUUUCACGUGUUCUUUGAUUUGAUCAGAAACACCAUGUGCAGCAACAAACUUUCCCGGCUUUUCCCUAGAAAUAAUUAUAAAUAAAAGAAGAGAGAUAACAGAACAUAUAAUAGACUUCUUCAUGACAUUAGAGGAUUUCAUGAGCACCCACCAGAAGGAAAUUAAUCUUAUUAAUAUGGUCAUAGUACUCAAAGAGUUGUCCUUUGAGAAACAAAGUCUUGGAAGAAUCUAAAAGGGACUGAGACUGUCCUUUGAGGCUUAAACAGAUAGUGAACCACUAGCAGAGUUGCUUUUUGAAGAACCCCAUGUCAUUCCAUCCUAGAAAAGCAACAGGAUUGAAGUGAUGUGACCAGUGGGAUUUGCAAAAGGAAAUAUUGAAAGUUCCUGGGGCACCAAUAAUGGCACUUGGGAAGAGAGGACACGACAGUAUUCCAUUUCAGGUUAUGUAAUCCUUUCACUCAGGGUUGGGUGACAUCACUUUGUAAAAAGCCACUGAAUAUCUCCAAACUGACUUUGAUAAAACAGUAACAAGUGCCUCCUCAAUCCUCAAUAAUGCCAUGGAGUUAGGAAGAGUCAAGGGCAAAGCCCAUAGUUUUCUAUCUGGGAACAAAUUAUAUGUGUGCAGGAUUUGUAAACUCUUAACAUAAGCAACUUAUCUUUUUACCUACUGGUUUUGGACUUCUUGAAUAUGUUUUUAAAUUGAGAUAUUUUAUAGGUUUGUAAAGACUUACAUCUUAAUGCAGUGCAUGUUCUGUUGAAAGCUCGGUUGAUUCAUUCUGCCUUAUAUUGGAUUUAGGACCUCAGGGGCAGUAGAUGACUUUUUUUUUUUCCAAACAAAGCUAUACCUGACUUGGCAAUUGAAGACUUCAAUGAGAUUAGACUGCCUACAGCAAGAAAAGGUGAUUUUAAUCCUCAGAAGUUGUGGAAGACAACAUUUUCAUACGCCAUGAUUCAUUUCACACAGUCUUAACUUGAUAUUCUGUAGAAAAGUGCCAGCGGGUAGAGCCAAGGUGGGAUGCCAGUCACUGUGGUUGCCCAGCAUGACGAGGCACGAUGUGUACCCAUAACCAGCCUCUUGAGCAGCCUGAUAUCUGAUCUUCUAAUCUAUCUAAAGUAAGCGCCACAGUGGUUUCAUUGAUCCUUCUAAUCACCUUUAAUAGAAGUAUGCUGGUACAUACAAAAGUUCAGAAAUGAAUGUCACAUAGCAGCUUAUGGUUAUUAUUAAUAAGAUAAUAACCAAUGAACAAUUUGUUGACUCUCUUGUAUUCAAUUCUGCUUUCAAGCCAGUGACUCUGCCAUCAAAACUAGAUUUGGCCUGUCAAAUUUGAAAAACCGCUCAUAAGGCGAGUGCCUUUUCUCCUCUGAGGACUAGCAAUGACCAUUAACGUUCAAAGCACUGUUGUCCAGGGUAGCCUUUUAAACUACUAACAGCUUGUAUUUUGUCACACAGCUUUUGGUAACUAGGUAUUAUUCUCCUCCAAUGAGACCCUGCCUCCUUAUUUUUUUCAUGUUUCAUGCCACUGAAGCAAAGAACAUUAUGGGUUUGUAAUGGAAAGCAGAUAUGCUUGUUUUGAAAAAAAGAAAAACCUCUCAAUUUCUUCUGUCAUUUGAUAAUUUUUCUUUGUGGAGAUUUUAGGCAUGAAAACAAUUUGCUGCUCAGUAACCAGACAUAAAAAACAAAUUGCAGAAUACAGCAUGUGCAAUUUUUUUUUGUAUAAUAAAACUGGUGCUAAGUCACUUCUAUAUAAUAUCUUUUUUUUAUGUAAUACCACCCCGGGACCUAGAAGAAAGUAAAAAUACUGGUUUUAUGUUUACUUUCUGUACAACCUUGGAUUUUUAUGACUUGUGGUAAUGCAUUCUACAUUUGAGUAAACCUCUUUUUUUGUGUAAACCUUCGAUGAGGAAGAGAACAAUUUAUCCUGUACUUUUCAAUUGAAUGGCUUAGUAAGGAAUGCAAAGAACCGAAAACAUUGUAGUCACUUUCUAUGAAUUAGUGUUGUUUUUCUUUGUUGUGCUGUUAUUUAAGUGGUACAAAAGUAUUUUCUCAUAGCUCUUUUUCUAUGUCCUAUUAAGUAAAGGCCUGAACUUUAGACUUUGUCUUUUUAAAUAGAUGUUUUCAUGUUUUUCCUUGUAUGUGCUGAUAGUGCUUUUAGCAAGCUGAAAAUCUGUCAAUGUCAAAACAAUUCAAUUUGUUUGAAUUUCUCAGGUAGAAAGCCAUGUAACCUGGUAAUUUUGAAAAUAAGAACCAAAUAAAUGUAUUUUUAUUUGUUGCAAGACUGUUUAAAAAUGUUAACUUUUAAAUAAAUGCUGAUAAUUCCACUUUGCGGCGGCGGGGGCGGGGGGGGGGAGUUUCUACCUGUAGUAUGCUGCUUUGCACUACUGUUUCUGAUCCUUUUUCUCAUUUGCAUUGUUAGAGAAAUAAUACAUAUUUAAUUUUCAGAUAUAGUAAAAAUAAAAUUGUUAUAGUGAAUAGAGUCUUUGUUCAUUUGCCACAUGUAUUGGCUAGAAUGUCGCGCAUCUAUGAUAACGUUUUCUAGAAAAAUAUACAUGUCUAGUUUCAAUGCUGUUUCUAUGCAACUUUUCCCUUUAUGAUGCUCGCUUAUAGGAAUUGGCCCUGUCAGAGCUCAUGAAACCAGUUUUAUUUUCAUUUGGAUAAAUUGAAAUCAUGGCAUUUGGACUUAAGACUGUCCUCCCUUCAGCAAAGGUUUUAUCAGUGCUCUUAAAAGGUAGCAAAAUGGACUCCCUGGAAUUUUAUCUCAUUCCUUCAGCACUCAGUGGAAGUGGUAAAGUUAUACAGUAUCCAAAACCAAGUGUGGGUGUGGGCUGGGGAGUCUAGUCAGAGAAGCUAGGGCCCUCAGUUAUCAGUCCUUGCCCAUCACACACGUGAAAUGUACAACAAGCUGCCUCUAAGUAUUAUCUAACAAAGGCAGACUGGACCUUAGAGGACAAUCUGGGCCCUUUAGAGCUGAAAGGGUCCUUGUUGGAUUCAAAGAGCUCUUUCUGAAACAGCAAGGGUUGUAUGGAUGCUUGUUCUGGAUCUAGGAUUGGCUUAAGUUUGGCCCUCUGAGGUAAGGUGAAUAUGACAUUAUGCAGAGAAGCCACAGAUAUGGAGAGGUACUGAAAACAGUAGCCAAUGCUGCUUGUGACCCAUAGAUGCUGGUACUGAGAACAAAGUGUCUCUGCGGGUGCGCUGGAUGAAAGCAGGUGGGGAGCAGAUGUUCACCUGACAUCUCCCCCACGGGCACGGUGGUUGUAACAACCACUCUCUGGUCUUCUUGAACGGCGCCUUUUACAUAAUGUCGCUUACAAACAUGUUAGCUGCAUUUGUUUUUAGAUCAAAGUCCUGCCUUAUAGUAAUAUCUCUUUACAGUAAUCAACACAAUGUUGGUUUAGUUCUGAAUGGAGAGGAAUCAGGCCAUUUGGGAUUGAAACUUUAACCAGGCUCUGGAUGUUUUCCUCUUGGCAUCAGACAAACCUGUUUAACUUUGUAAAAGUAGCCUAAUCUUCACAUCUAAAUGAGAUUUCAGGCUGCAAAGGUGGCCCAACUCUCUCCCCUGCCUUCACCAGAGCAUACAGUAUACCAGGGUGCUUGGCACACAAUAGGCCACUCAAAUUAUUUGUUGAAUCAAACCUAGUGGGAGAAAAGGGCACAUUUACAAAUGGCAAAAACAGCCAAUAUGGUUUGAUAACAUCAAACAUGGAAAGCUGUGAGCCGUCUUUGAUUCAGGGAGUACAUCCCUUGUGAGAAAACCCUGCCAAUUUUAACAUUAAAAUGGCAAAACACUGAUAUUCAGAGUAAUAGGUUGGCUGUGUUUAUACAACUGACUGCAUAUGCAAAUCUGAUAUCCUUCUUUUGACAUGAGGUGAAUUCACUUUGCUACUAUAAGGAUUGCUGAACACUUUCCUGACCAGAUGAUCUACCGAAACACUAACAACAAAACCUUGCCUUGGCACUUGGUUAACAACGCCUUCAGUAAAGUUACCCCUCAGUAACCUUGCUAUAGACCUCAAGGUGGAGGGCUGCCUCUGAGAGUUUAGAAAGUUCUGCCUUAAAGAGGCAGAAUUUGACAAGUCACAAAAAGUCAAUUCAAUUCACUAUUUCUUAACAGGACAAGCUGGUAUUUGGUUUGCGGUGUGAGGCCUCUAUGAAGUUUUGCCCCUUGUUUCUUUUGGAAUACAGAAAAUACCUCAAAAGUCAGAGUAUUAAAGUCAACAUCGCUCUGAGUAUUAAGCUAAUGUAAAAUGAUUAAUCUGGUUCCUUAGAAUAAGGUUAAAAUAAAAAUAAAACAACCCACCACACUAUACUGGGUAAAACCAUUUUAUUAACUGACCAAAGCACUUCAUUUUGUUUUCUGAUUUGAGGUAAAACCAUUAAACACAGUUCACAAGAAAAUACAAUGACUAUUCAGCUACAGUUACAAGAAUCUGAAACCUCACUAGUUGUUCAUAUAAUACUUUUACAAAUUCAUACAACUGUAGAGUCUACUUAAGCUAAGUUUACUGUUAACCAAAAGACCAAUAUCAAAGAC